Diachasma alloeum is the source of this 3178-nucleotide messenger RNA. RefSeq names its product sucrase-isomaltase, intestinal. Lineage: Eukaryota; Metazoa; Arthropoda; Insecta; Hymenoptera; Braconidae. The record is from RefSeq and is a predicted model, not a curated record. The coding region runs from base 1 to 2553 and encodes 850 amino acids. The transcript has 9 exons. Gene Ontology annotation, molecular function: alpha-glucosidase activity. Gene Ontology annotation, biological process: N-glycan processing; carbohydrate metabolic process.
AUGACAUCUCCGGGCCUGACUGCUAAGCAUACAGGUAGACGGAAGGAUAAGAUUCUACUAUCACCAGUCACUAAAUAUGUCCUUUCAACGUUUCUGCUGGGAACACUGUUCGUAACUGGUGUUUACGUUACGAUGCUUUUUCUUACAAUAAAUGAGAAUGAUUUGGCUGGAACAUGUGAAGUGCCUUCGAUUUAUCAGGUGAACUGUUUACCCGGCCGGCAAACUACGUAUGAAAAAUGCACGGGAAUAGGAUGCUGUUUUGAUGAAACAUCGCAGAGAUGCUACCACGCUGUACCCUCUAGAUAUGGAUACAUAAAGGAUACAAGUAAUUCUAGUGUUCUGCGACCAAAGGAAAAAACGAGUCCACUCGGCAGGGAAAAUAAACCUGUCACCGUUCACAUCAACUGUAUCGAUGCAGAGCACAUCCAAAUAAAUAUAAGUUUGCUUGUGCAACUACAAAAAGUACAUUACGCCGGAACGGAACAUGUGAAACGACCAGAAAAUUCACUCCACUGCAUGUCUAAAAAUUCUGUGAAGAGUAUCCAAGUAGACCAUGAUUUCAAUUCAAAGGGACUAUUCGCUAUAACGCUCACACGUGGCAACAAAUCGGUAAUGACGACAUCUAAAGGACCUUUCAUUAUCACCGAUACCUAUUGGGAAUGGAGUUUGUUGCUAGGUAGCUCGUCUGUCUAUGGAUUGAAUUCAGUUGAAUUAAAUGGAACAUUUAAUUGGGUUUACAACAACAAAGAUAAUACUGUAAUUCCUGGAUUUUUGGGGAUCACAGAUGAUGGCGUGGGAAUUGGUUGUUACAUUGAGUACAAAGGGCCUAUGGAAAUUGAGGUAUUGCAGUCUAAUAUCAUUAUCUUAAGAGGAAUGUCGAUGCCAGAGACACUAUCAAUCCAUAUCUUUUCUGGAGAAACUCCACAGAAUGUGACCAAACAAUUUGCAGCCUUAGUAAGGAAAGAACAAACAACUGAAGUCACUCUGUCGAAUCUCGGUCUACACAUCUGUCCUGAGGAAGAGCAGGAUAUAACUGAAGAAGAUUUGAAGUGGAUAAUCAAUUAUAUGGAAAGUCAAGGUGCCCCCUGGGACAGUUACUGCAUUCACAAAAAGUUCUAUCCCACUCUGGACAGAGUCCUGGGUCAAGCUGAGCAGGAACUUCGAAAAAAAAUUGAAAAAGUUCUCAAUAAAAGAGGAAAAACCGUUUUGUAUCACGUUUCUAAUUUGUGUUCAUAUGGAAAGAGUAAUUUAGCUUCUGAACUCGCAGAACAGUCUUUGUUACUGGAGAAUGUUCAUGGAGCUUAUGUAGGAAUAAGCGACAACGAAAGUGUUGUCUAUCCCAACUGGCUGGAUGAACGAACUAUCAAGAUGUACGAUGCUGAAAUUAAAAAAUAUCUUCAAGAUUCUUCUGCUUUAAAGUUCCUUUAUCUGCGUGACCUAUGGCCCAGGGAUGAUUCAAAUAUUACGACGGAUUUUUCUAAGUUCGAUUAUAUUCCAAAGGAAUUGCAUACUCUCAUGUCAAAGGGAUCGAUUCCUAUUGAAUUAUUUUCAUUGACAGAAGAGUCCCAUUAUAAAGUCCAUAAUGGAUAUGCCAGAGAAUUUCAAGCUUUUGUAGGAAAAUACGCGAAUUCAAUACAAGUGGAGCUGUGGAAUGAGGACACUUCCAGCGGAUGGCUUACAUUGAAGAAAAUUCUCAAUCGAGGCAUUGCAAGUGGUCUUCUUGGGCAACUACCAUCGGCCAUCUAUAUGUGCAGUGUCACGUUGCCGUCUAAUGAUGAUUUGUGUCAAAGAUGGUACGGACUCGGCGUUGUAUUUCCUCAUCUUCUUGCUAUUCCACAAAACAUCCCGGGUGGUGCUUGGUUGAGCAGUGGUACCUCAAUAUAUAUUGCGAAACUGCUUAGACUCCGAGCGAGUUUUGUGACCUAUCAAUAUAGUACGAUCACAGAGUAUUACUACAGUGGAGCUCCAAUUUUGGCGCCCACGCACUUCCAUUAUCCUGAAGAUGUCUACGUCAAAUACAUGGCAAAUCAAUUUAUGUGGGGUGGAAGUAUACUUGUUGGCGUGGUAACCCUUCCGAAGACGUUUCAACUGCAGAUGCAUAUCCCAGGAGUGGACUCCUGGCGACAUCUUCAAGGAGGACAGGAGGUCAAACCAACCGGUAGGAAGAGCAUUUCGGUGUCCAUCCUCGAGGGAGAAAUCGUAACCCUCCUACGUCCAGGUCACAUUAUUCCUUUCCACGAGAAUCCAGGUCUGACGACCAUGGAGACUCUUCAUAGUCCCUUGAAAUUAAUCUGCAAUCUAGCUUGCGUCGCGGGAAAGUAUCAAGCUGAAGGGAAAAUCUUCUACGACCGAGAUGCAUUCCUCAACGUCAUGUUUAAUGAUACUUUCCUUCAAUUAAAAAGAGUCAUCACUGCUGAGACUGGGGUAUGCCCGAAUCGAACCACGAUUUUGAUUAAUUCCUUGGAAAUUCUGGGACGUAAAUCUAUAUAUACCAUUGGCUUGAAUGUUUCAUUUUGUGAUUUUUAUGAACAAACAUAUUCAUUCAUAAUUUAGGGAGAUUUGAAUAAUGUUAAUUUUGCUGUCAAAGUGCUGAAAAUGUUCCCGAAUCAAACUGAUAAAAUUUUACACAGAUGGCUUCCUGCAUAUCUCUGUAGAUUUCUCUGGACAUACUUGCAAAAUAAUAUGAAACUCAGACUUAAAUUUUUCCUCAUUCUUUACUGGAAAGAGUGAGAAUAUUGAAGAGAACUGUGAAAAUUUGCUCUUCUACUACAUAUAUACAUUGCCCGCCCGACCAGGAGAAUUUUGUGGAAGAGCAAAAGUAAUUUAUCAACUUUAAAUUAUACGAUCACGAAAAAAUAUCAUUCAGUUUUCCAUCAUUAUUUUAAUUGUUACUAGAGAACAUCCGUUUCAAUAUGUUUACAUCUAUAAUGCAAAUUUCUCUUAUCCAUAAUUUCAAAUUCACUAUAGAGCUAGAUGAAAAUCAAUUUGAUCUUCAGCGAAGGAUGCCGUUGACUAUUUACUAUAAAUAAGCUCCCGUUGUAUGAAAAUAGAGAGCACUGCAUUGUCUUGAGAACAGUGCAAUAGUAAUUAGAAUGGGGAAAUAAAUCCGCAAAAUUUGAAGUAAAUUUGUGUGAUCAGAAUGACAAGUAUCCAAAUGCAAUAAAAGAGUAUGCUUAGA